Trametes versicolor FP-101664 SS1 is the source of this 1608-nucleotide messenger RNA. RefSeq lists its product as uncharacterized. The coding region runs from base 1 to 1608 and encodes 535 amino acids. The transcript has 3 exons. Lineage: Eukaryota; Fungi; Basidiomycota; Agaricomycetes; Polyporales; Polyporaceae. The record is from RefSeq and is a predicted model, not a curated record.
AUGGCUGCAGUGGUUCGUUCUGGCGAAUUGGUGCCGCAAAAAAUUCCGACACUCAGCGAAGACAUCUAUGCCGCUAUCAUCGCCCUCCUCGACACCCAAUCGUCUAUCUCCGCUUCUAUGCAAGCGUCCCGAAUGCUGUACAGCCUCGGCAUGGGCCCCCUGCUGAGGAUGGGGGUCUCAAUCCGCACACACAAGCAUCUCCUCUCCUUCUGCCAUUUCAUGCGGCGCAAUCUCCCUGGCUGCGCCCAGUACCUGACGAAGCUUUCUAUCUGCAUCCCCCGAUACAGCUUCGCCGAUGCCGGCGGGUCAGUCAACGUUCUGGAAACCUUCAAGCUCUGCCCUCUCCUGGUGCCCAUCGUCAGCCAACUCACCCAUCUGGAUGACCUAUCUAUCGACUACUGCGAAAAACUCCUCCACGCCGACGAGCGUCUCCUAGACACUCUCUCCGCCCUCAAGACCGUGCGAACGUUGCGCGUCACCACAUUCGGCUAUCUGACCCACGAGCUCGUGAACACCAUCCAGUCUCCCCUUGUGAGCGUUCAUGUCGAUGGCGUGUGGCCACUGGUAGGAGGUAUCGUCACCACCGGCUCUCAACUAUUUCCCAAUCCGUUGGAGAUGCUCGAUCGACACCAAGCCACCCUCGAGAAGGUCUUCAUACGUUUCUGUGAUCUGACGGCGGAGGUCGUCCGACUAAGCCCCAUAACCAGCGUCUUCCCUCGCGUCUCCGCACUGGCGCUCAUGGACUGCCGCGUGGACGAACGGUCCGUGCUCGUCAACGCCUUUCCGAACCUGCGCUACCUCGAAGUCACGGUUACGUGCAAGCGGGAGGACAUCGAGAGCGAGGACGCCCCGCUACCGCACAUCGACGACGCGUACGACCUGAACCGCGCCAACCUGCGCUGCUGGCCCCAUCUAGACCACGUGUACGGGGACCCCGACGAGCUGUACGCGCUCGGCCUGCACUGUACUGUCACGCGGCUCGACUUUAUGUGCGUCCUGUACGAGGACCCAGUCCUCAAUCUGCGGACUGUCGUUGUGGACGUGCGCCCGUCACGAGUCAUCGUACAUUGCGGGCUACCCGGAAACCUCAAAGACGACGAUAUCAAUGACCUCGAUCUCACAUGUCUGGUCGGUUAUGAACCCAACCACACUGUCACCCAUCUCGGAGUCGACCUGGGGCUCGGGAGCCUCUCCUAUGAUCCCAUCCUCUACCAGAAAGCGAUAGUGAGCAUGCUCAAGCCCCUCAAGGUUGUCCGGUUCUUCACGUUCCGCGUGCACGCCGUCGCCCUCGAGUACGAGGACGAGCACCACGAGCCGCCGAGUGCCGCACACCUCGAGAUCCUCUCCAAGUUCCACGGCAAGUUCCUCGCAUUCUGGGUGGCGCGCCUCGCAGAGGCGAUCCCGACGCUGGAGUACGUGUGCUUCCGGGUGUGGAACAAGGAGGCGUACUGGCGCGUCUCGCGCGAACGGGGUGGCACGCCGCAGUACACGCGGCUCGGAUUGGAUGCGGGCCACGCGCUUGUGGAGGCGGAGGGGAUGCAGUGGCACGGUGGUGCGAAGCCUGAGCUGUUGCUCGCGGUAUCAGACGUUGCCGUCGAAGCCAGCUGA